Molecule: messenger RNA, 1052 nt
Organism: Salvia hispanica
Lineage: Eukaryota; Viridiplantae; Streptophyta; Magnoliopsida; Lamiales; Lamiaceae
Product: thioredoxin domain-containing protein 9 homolog
Source: RefSeq, a predicted model, not a curated record
AUCUAGCUGAAUAAAUUUUCAAAUUUCAUUUUCGGAAGAUAUCCCAAAUAAUCCAUUCUUCGCAUUCCGCUCGAUCCCAGCAUUCAACCAUGGAUAACUCAAUAGUUCAAGGGAUAUUGGAGCAGCAAGUUCUGUCGGUGGCGAAGGCGGUGGAGGAACAGAUAGAUGAUCAGAUCUCAGCGUUGGAUCGGUUGGAUCCUGACGAUAUUGAGGCCUUGAGGGAGCGGAGGCUGCAGCAGAUGAAGAAAAUGGCGGAGAAGAGGAGCCGUUGGAUCAAACUCGGCCAUGGCGAGUACACUGAGAUCCACAACGAGAAAGAGUUUUUCUCUAUUGUCAAGGCUAGUGAACGCGUCGUCUGUCACUUUUAUCGCGAAAAUUGGCCUUGCAAGGUUAUGGACAAGCAUUUGGCUAUACUGGCAAAACAACAUAUUGAAACACGAUUUAUAAAACUCAAUGCUGAGAAAAGUCAAUAUCUGAGUGAGAAGCUCCGGAUAGUUGUUCUUCCAACCCUAGCUCUUGUUAAGAACGCUAAAGUGGAGGACUAUGUGGUGGGCUUCGAUGAGCUCGGUGGGAGGGAUGACUUCAGCACAGAGGAACUAGAAGAGAGGAUAGCAAAAGCAGACGUCAUUAUUUUCGAGGGUGAAUCAUCAGGGAAGCUAUCCAAAUUGAAAGCUCCAACCAGAAAUGUCCGCCAUGGUGCCACUUCGUACGCAUCGGAUUCUGAGUAGUUGAAGUAGGAACCUGCAACUGCAUGACUAUAUGCUUCUUUGUCAUCUCAUGGAUGGCAGUUUGGAAAAUUCACCAUGCUUUGUUUAUGUGUCCUAUAGAAGUGUGUAUCUAUUUUGGGCUUCGAUUUGCGUGUUGAGCUUAAGAUUGAGAUUAAGAAUUGUCUACACAUCAUAUGGGGGUGUCUGUCUUGGAUGUUAGAUUAGUUGGGCAUUUGAUAAUCGUCUUUGUUGUUAGAUUAGUUGGGCAUUUGACAAAAGAUCAUUACAUAUGACCACAUGUUCGAAAAUUGUUCAACUUCAUCCUAUGAAGAGUUUUUGUCAAUA